Molecule: messenger RNA, 2562 nt
Organism: Xiphophorus hellerii (green swordtail)
Lineage: Eukaryota; Metazoa; Chordata; Actinopteri; Cyprinodontiformes; Poeciliidae
Gene: ism1
Product: isthmin 1
Exons: 6
Coding region: 404-2059 (551 amino acids)
Biological process (GO): negative regulation of angiogenesis
Source: RefSeq, a predicted model, not a curated record
AGAUCGCACAACAACACCAGCGUGCGUCUGCCCUAUUUCCUCCCGCAGGUUUCUUCAACUCUGUGAGGUUAAUGCUGACCCUGACUUGGAAGAUCUCUCGUUUUUCCUCGGUUCUACCUGUGCCGUUAGCCCAAAGGUAUUCUCGCUGGACUAUGCCGCGCAGAAUGCGGACUGUGCAGAAAGUUGCGCAAAGCGGAUGAAGUGGGGAAGUGAGGAAAACCUGUGGCAUGAGGUUGAAAAUGCGGCGAGGAAACGCAGCUGCGAGUUUUCUGAGUUUGGAGAUCUGACAAGAGCGGAAAGUACUAAUGCUCCAUGCUGGAUCAACACCACAGCUACUCACUACAGGCUGGAGUAGUCUCUGAACUCAGCCAAGUGUUUACUCAUUCAGCCUAAAUAAGAUUAUAUGAUUAGAAAGCCAAGGAGAAUUGGUUUAGAAAAAAAACCUGGAUCCAAUUCCAUCUCCAGUUCCUCGCAUUCUCUGACUGCUUGUCCACCUUUUCGAUCGGUUUCCUCCCCGGUUUUUUUUUUUUUUUUUUUUCCCUUUUCUUUUUCUUUUGCACCUCUGAUUCCCGAAGUGGCUCCGAAGUGGUGUUGCGGCUCCUCGUCCCCGGCGGAUCCGGAGAUUGGAGUCUCUGCACCGGUGGGAGUCGGAGGCGGAGCUGGUGCUCCGGCCACACCGCGGGCUCCAAAGAGCGGCCGCGUCAAGAGGAUGGUGCGGCUGGCGGCAGAGCUCCUGCUGCUGCUGGGACUUCUCCUCCUUACCUUACACAUCACGGUGCUGCGGAGCAACCCGCUGCCUCAAGGAAAUGCUACUGUGAGCCUGGAUCAGGAUACAACACUUACGGAGCAAAACACCUUAAAUGCAAAAAGUAGGUCAUUCGCCCAGCUGGCUCCUGAAGACCGGAGGUCUGGUGCCGAGCACCGGCCAGCCCAUCAGCCUGCAACGCUCCCCUGGGUGCAGGGCAGCAACGUACACAAGGAUGGUCCUGGGGCUUUCCUACUGGAUCUGCAUAACUUUCCGGACCUCUCCAAAGCUGAUAUUAAUGGACAGAACCCCAACAUCCAGGUGACCAUUGAAGUGGUGGAUGGACUAGAAGGCCAUGAACCUGAGAGAGAACUUCACAAGGAAAGCAAGCCCAACUGGGCCUCCCCCAACUGGAGAAACUGGUGGCCUCACACCUCUUCUUCGUCCUCUCAUCAAACGGAAGAGCACGAUCGCUCCUAUGGGAGAAAAACAGAGGACAGCAACUUUCUCAGGCCACCAUCAGACUGGGACAGGAGAGGAAGCAAAGCUCAAACUGAAUACGACUACAUGGAUGGUGAAGGAGACUGGAGCAGCUGGUCAGCAUGCAGUGUCACCUGUGGAAACGGCAACCAGAAGAGAACCAGGUCCUGUGGUUAUGCCUGUACGGCCACAGAGUCCCGGACUUGCGACAUGCCCAACUGUCCAGGUUUUGAAGACGCCUUCAAGACAGCAGCUACUGAAGUGAGCCUGCUAGCUGGGAAAAAUGAAUUCAAUGCCACAGAGCUCUUUGGUGUUGACACAGACAGCUGUGAGCGAUGGAUGAACUGCAAGAGUGAGUUCUUGAAGAAGUACAUGACGAAAGUGGCUAACGACCUUCCCAGCUGCCCCUGCUCUUACCCGACUGAGGUGGCGUACAGCACGGCGGACGUGCACGACCCCCUCACACGGCGCGAUUUCCGCUGGAAAGACGCCAGCGGGCCAAAGGAGAAGCUGGAGAUCUACAAGCCUACGGCCCGUUACUGCAUCCGCUCCAUGCUGACCCUGGAGUCGACCACGCUGGCCGCGCAGCACUGUUGCUACGACGACGGCAUGAAACUCAUCACCCGCGGCAAAGGGGCCGGCACGCCCAACCUCAUCAGCACAGAGUUUUCCGCAGACCUGCACUACAAGGUGGACAUCCUGCCCUGGAUCAUCUGCAAAGGAGACUGGAGCCGCUACAACCAGGCCAGGCCGCCAAACAAUGGCCAGAAGUGUCCAGAAAAUCCUCAGGAUGAGGAUUAUUACAAACAGUUUGAAGAAGCAAGGGAGUUCUAGCCUGUGCAGCUCAAACUAGACUCAGAGACUCAUGCAUCCUCACAAGAAGCACACUUGUCAUAAACUUGUCGUCCAUUUUUCUGCUUUCUUGACAAGUUCCGUUUUUAAAAGAUACUCCUUUAUAACGUUGCUGCAAAAUGUUACUCAGAGUUGGUCACAAAAAGGGAGAAAUUUCUUCAUUUUUUAAAAAGGGAAAGUUACUAUUAUAGAAACGUCAGGUUAGACCGUGUCCAAGUUUGUCUCUGUAGAUGUUGCAGUGAUAGAGUAAUGAGACGCCCUCUCCCAGGAAUGUGUUGGUCAGAAGGGGCCAAAGAACAGAGCGGCUCAGUUUUAAUAAUUUUCUGUGCAGGUUUUAUCCAUGUAAGCUUGUGGGUAUAAAUAUUUAGCAUGCACAUUUCUGUUUUGUUCAUUUACCACUGUAAUAUUCUGUCUGUGAGGCAGUUCAUUGUAAAAAGCCUGCAUUAGUUUUGUAAAGUAUUUAUUAAAGUGUAGCUGUGAUUGUG